This is a messenger RNA of Dendronephthya gigantea, 1420 nucleotides long. RefSeq lists its product as uncharacterized. Bases 287 to 1198 code for a protein of 303 amino acids. The transcript is spliced from 2 exons. Lineage: Eukaryota; Metazoa; Cnidaria; Anthozoa; Malacalcyonacea; Nephtheidae. The record is from RefSeq and is a predicted model, not a curated record.
GCCAAGUAUUCUGUUACGUCAGAUAGGAUAUGUUUACAUUCCUGAUGUUAAUAAGUCAACCACCUGUGAUCAAUACUCGCUAUAGAAGUCCCAAGAAGCCACUGGCACUGCGCUGAUAUUUACCCCCCAAACUCCGGGUUUGUUCUUCGCAAACAUCAGUUUGGAAUACAGUAUGAAGAUUGGCUGAACAGACCAGAACUUUUAAAGAUUGCUUAAUCAAAGCUCUACGCAGAAAACUCAGAAAGGUCGUUUUUAAUUGGCUCAGGUCGUUUCUCGUCUAUUCGAGAUGCGAAAGGCUUCAAAUGGCUUUGGCCGUUAUUUCGACCACGAUAAAGAAUCAUUUGAUCUUAAAGAACUCAAACCAGGCGAUCAUAUUGUCCUGGAAAGUUCAUUUGGAUUAGGGGCUACGUUUUGGCAUCACAUGAUUGUUGAGAGUGUAAAUAUAUGUCUGGAACAGAUCAAUGUUAUUCAUUAUUAUCAUGAUUUAGAGCCAUUAUUCAAGUUGCCGUCUGUCUGCCGCACUUCGUUAACAUUCGUCCCAGACAGGUUUUACCGCAUUAUUUACGAGGAAAAUGAAACCAUCAUUGCACCUUCUGAAGUGUUGCGGAAAGCAGAAUCAAGGAUUGGGGAGAAACGGUACUGCCCUUUCACAAAUAACUGCGAACACUUUGCAAGCGAGUGUAAAACCGGCGUGAAAAAAUGUCAUCAGUUUUGGAUCUCAGUUGAAAUACUUGGAAAAAGUGCUUUGUCUAGUAUUACGUCGUUUUUAAACAGAGCUGUCAAGUGGUUUCGGAUGACAUUUCGCUCUGAGAACAGUUGGUUUAGACAACCAGGAGUGACAGAAAUCGUGGAAUAUGGGGCAAACAUUGGUACAGGGUUGUCUAUAUUCACCGCUUUUAUAAUCGAGGUAGCUCUUCUUGGUCAUGAUUGCAAAGAGGCGAAAACAAAAUUUGACGAAGAGAAGUUAACUCGUGAAGAAUAUUGCGAGGUGAUUGUGAAGAGAGUUUGUGGUGCUGCUUGUUCAAUCCCAGGAUUUGUGGUUGGUUUCGUCCUGGGUGGUAUGGUGCUGCCCGUUCUGGGAGCUUUUCUAGGAGGAGUUGUUGGUGAUUUUCUUGGAAAAGAGGCUGGAGGGAAACUAGGAGAGCUGUUGACACCUUUGUUCAUUGAACAUUUAGCAUGUAAAGAAAAGAUUGAAUGAUGUUAGCUUUUACUAUCCCGGAUUAUCAGGAUAGAAUCAAGCCAAAAUACGGCUGACGUAAAGCUUGUGGGUCAGACCUUUGGUGAAUGACUCAGGUUUAUGGCCCACACUAGGAUAGCGUCGCUUUUUUACUGAAUUCGGCGUGCAGCACGGAUUAAAAUAAACAUCAUUUAGUAAAAACUUGUAAUUAUAAAAAUAAUUCUGUUGCUGUACAUCAGCUGG